AUGAUUGGUGCUGGUGGUAUGCCAGGUGCCGGUGCCGAUGCUGCUGGUUCUUCCGAUGAUGCUCCUCCAUCUGGUGCUCAACCAAAACUCUCUCGACUCUUACAAAUUGAACAAGAUUUUGCUGCAAAAGAUGACCUUGGUAUUAUUUCCGAAAUACAUGAUAGUAACCAAAAGAUUCUGUUGAUAUCAUGCCACACCUUGAAUGCGGAUCAUUCUCUCAACACGGAUCAUGUAAUAGUCAAGAUUGAUACCAUCAUUAGAUCAUACAAGAUCCGAAAUCCCAAUACCACAAUCAAGGCACCUCUCAUGAUUAAAACAUCCAACUCGGAGGCAUUCCUACAAAGAUUGAACAAAUUGGGGGUAUGCAGAGAAGUGAAGGAAAAUAUAGUGUUCUAUGAUGAAAUUUCAAAAUUUAGCAAAUUUGCAAGUUUGUUUUGUGAUUGUUGCUUUCAAAACAUGUUGGAACGAAAGCAAAUUGGUUUCAAUUUUAAAACCUUGUACAUGUUGAAAAUGCAACUCAGGAGGCCUUAUCCUUCAUGUCUGGAUCGAUUUAAAAGUGAUAUUAUCAUUGGUGCUUAUAUUGCCUUUCCAGAGUUUGUGUUUGGUGUGACGAAUGUUUGGAUUAAUGAGAAUGAAAGUUUUGGAGUUUACAAGAUGAAAAACAGCGACCAGCUACUAAUUCACAGUCAAAGUCAAGUUGUAUUGGAGAAUCUUUUUUACCUAGGAUAUAUUGAGAGUAUGGAAAGUUUGGUUUCAAUCCAAGGAAGCUCACUAUUGGGUUCUAGAGUUUCAUUUAGAGGAUCAAAAUCUGACAAGUUGUACAUUCUUCCGUGCAUAUCUUUAAUGAAUAACCUAAUAAUGGCAUCUGUUCCAUCUCAAGUGGAAUUGGAUUAUAAAUCAUGGUUGAAUAUUGGAACAAGAGAGGAUUGGAAAUCAUAUGUAGAUCAGUGUGCCCCAACACCAUUUCUCAAUAACUCAAAUCCAACAAUUGGUUAUUUCCCUGCCCUAUAUAAGGGUCCAAAGCAUCUUUUCAAUCGAUCAGAUGCUUCGUUUGUAAAUAUUGAGGAGGUUUGGGAUAUUUUACAUAACAACAAAUUACCAGAAAAGAGACCAAAAGACAGAAACACUUCACCUGGAGAAGUGACAGUAUUAUUAGAUGAAACGUUUGAUAGUAAUGUUCUAAGGAGAUUUCUCCAGUUGAAAUUGAGAUUUCCAUUGAACCAAAAUGUAUUAUCUUUAAGAGGGAAGAUUGUGGAUUGGUUGUUUAACCAUAAUCUAGUACUUCCAGUGACUGAAGACCGAACAACUACUCAACUAGUAAUACGUAAUGAAUCUAUUACUGAUUCAUCAGAAACUGCUAUAUUCUAUCCUGUAAUUAAUGACGAGCAGAUAUCUAAUUUAUUCCUCAAACAAGAGUAUUUGACAAAACUAAAAAAUAGCCUGUCAGCAUUCUUAAUUCUCCUUUUCAACUAUCUGGAGAAAAAUGGGAUAGAUUAUGAGAGAGAUCAUCCUUUUAGAGAUUACUUGGAUGCAAAUCAAACCAUUUGGAAAGAUUAUGACAAGAAUUUAAUUCACUAUCAGCUAGUUGGUAGUACCAAAAUCCUCUCAGAAUUGAGCUAUCAAUCUAUGUUUCCUAAACUAAAGCCAAGUAUGAUUAUUUCUAAUCAGUAUAUGUUACUAGAUGGAAUGAGAAUGGAGAUUCAAAAUAUGGAUGAUUUGAAACGACAACUGAUAGAUUUAUAUUCAGCAACAGCCUACAGAAUGACAAUCGUUCAUGGAAUGUUUGAUGAUCCUUCUUUUGAUAGAACAGUUGCUAACAGUUACAUUCUUUCACUGAAUAAUUAUCUGGAAAUAUUAGAGAGCCAUAGUAAAACAGAAGUUAUUGAAGAGGAGGAGCUAGAUGAGCUCGAUUACCUAUUUAUAGCUCUUUCCUCGAAACAUUUAUUGAAAUCAUACUCUUACUAUGCUGAGUUUAACAUUAGAUAUGCAUUUAAUGACGGCUGGUAUACUGCACAAAUGGUUUUUAAAGAAUAUGUCCAAAGAAAGAAUUUUAUUAAGAGGAAACCUAACACUCUACUAAUCAAUAAUUUCCUAAAAAAUCAAUUAAGAAUACUGCAUCCAAUUAUACCAGCAUUCGCAUCUUACUGUUGGACUGACAUACUUGGUAUCAAAGAUUCAAUACUCUGUUAUGAAAAUAUUCCAUUACCUGAUCCUAAAUAUUUACUGUCUAAUCAUUUAAUAAGAGCAGUACUUCCAAAAUCCAAGUUGAGGAAAAGAAAAUAUUCAACAGCUAGGAUAACUGUUUGUGACAAGAAGGAGGAAUGGCAUGUGAAAGCCUUAGCAGCUCUCAAAGCACAUGAAGAGUAUAUUAAUUCACAAGAUUGCUUGAACAAACUUUUCUUGUACGUAAAGGAUUAUUUGAAAGAAAAAGAUAUCAAAACGAUAAUGCGAUAUAUGAGUGCUCUGUGUGAGUUGUACAAAGAACUGGGAUCUGAUAUUUUCAUGAAUGGAAUGAAUAUGAAUUGCUCAAGCCACAUUUUGAAUGGAUUAGUGAACAAUUCCAAUUAGAUGGAUAUCCAAUUGAUUGUUACUUGGAAAGGUCAUCUGAGAACUCAACCAUAGCCAAUCCUUUCUUUCCUAUUGUAAAAUUAAUUGAUUAAUGAGCUUUAUUUACAUAUUCCAUACACCUUGGAUAAUUCCAUUCAUCAAUAUUUACAGAUGAUACACUCUUUCCUUCAGCCAUCUGUGUCAAUAAAUCUGUC
Naegleria gruberi is the source of this 2762-nucleotide messenger RNA. Its product is annotated as leucyl-tRNA synthetase. Lineage: Eukaryota; Heterolobosea; Eutetramitea; Acrasida; Naegleriidae. The record is from RefSeq and is a predicted model, not a curated record. Gene Ontology annotation, molecular function: ATP binding; leucine-tRNA ligase activity; aminoacyl-tRNA deacylase activity. The coding region runs from base 1 to 2568 and encodes 855 amino acids. The transcript has a single exon. Gene Ontology annotation, biological process: leucyl-tRNA aminoacylation.